Triticum aestivum (bread wheat) is the source of this 2599-nucleotide messenger RNA. RefSeq names its product proteasome subunit alpha type-1. Gene Ontology annotation, biological process: ubiquitin-dependent protein catabolic process. The record is from RefSeq and is a predicted model, not a curated record. Gene Ontology annotation, cellular component: proteasome core complex, alpha-subunit complex; proteasome core complex. The transcript has 2 exons. Lineage: Eukaryota; Viridiplantae; Streptophyta; Magnoliopsida; Poales; Poaceae. The coding region runs from base 1462 to 2328 and encodes 288 amino acids.
CGCGCGCUUCAACGAAAGCGCAGCAGCUGGACACCGAUAAUUUGUCGCAAGAGCGACAAAUAGGGACUAGAGCCUUUUCCUCUCCUCUCCCUGUUCUACAGUGUUCGAGAGAGGUGAAACACAAACUCUUCUCGUUCCCCUUUCCACCGACGGCCAGAUCCGCGGUCUCUCUCCUCUCCGGCCGCCAUUCCGGUGGUGGGAGAGUGGAGGGGCCCGGGUUCUGUGCCUUAGGUGUGUUUAUAGUAGCUUAGGUCUUCCCGGUGGCAGCGGUGGGGUGGUGCCGGCGUCGCGUCUGUGGAAUAAAGGUUCAGCUGCUCGUCUUCCACCUCGGCACCGUAUUCUGGGGCGAUGUCGUCGAGCGGCCGUCGUAGGGUGCUCGUCGAUCUAUGGAUUUGGCGGGCUUCGGUGGCCUGGGCUAGGUCGUGGCGGCGGAGGUGACGACCUGGCUGUGGCUUUUUUGUCCCCUGUCUCCGACUUCGCGGCGGUGAGGUGGGCUCCGGCCUCACAGUGGAGUUUCUGGGGGUGGUUCUGGAGUUGGAGACGCCGGUGCGCGUCCUUGCUUUCUCUGGCUGGCCGUGGUGGCAGGGGGAGGAGCAGGCGUGCCUGCGCGCUGGACAAGGUUUCUGGAAGCGACGACCUUGGGUUGCGGCUUAUGGUGGAGGAUCUGGCCGUCUUUUGCUGGGCGGUGUGGCUUCGUCCCCAGAUCCGGAGCGGCGGAAGCUCGGUGAGCGCUCUCGUUAGUGGGAGAUGUCGCCGGCCGUGUUCCUUCUCGGUUUCAAGAUCCAACUCUGAGGAGUUGGUGGCUACUGCGGCUCAACAACGCCAUCUGGCAAGGGGCUUCUUCACCUCCAAGGACAAGACAUCUGCAACAAGCUGUUCUCCCAUCGGCCAUUCCGGCGCCGGUGAUGGAUCCAGCUGUGUUGCGGUUGCAAUGAACACGAAGAAGAUAAGGGACCUGGGUGUAGUUUCUUAUUUCUUCAGGGUCCUUUUUCGUAGUUUUGGUGGGGUCUGUUGUUUCCUGUUCCCUGUCUUUGCUUCUGUAUUCUCUCGGAUGUGUAUUGUCUGUUUCCUUAACAUGAAUACAGCGUAGCGCAUGCCUUCGGGUGUAUGUUUUCAAAAAAAAAAAAGAGCGGCAAAUAGGGAUUUCCCUCGCGAAACGUUCGCUCGAUAAGAUUCCCCCUAACGGCCCCACCGCCCAACAACAGGCCAAGGCCCAGUACCUCUGAGUCUCUCUGACGGCCCAUCCGGAACCCUGACGGGCUGGCCCCACGCGAGCCCUCCUACCCUCUCGUCUUCGGUCUUGGAGCACAAGAUGAACGCCGCACCGCACCACGCCAACAAAAGGAGGAAAACAGCACGCCCGAACCCUACUACUGCUACGGGCACGCACCACUAGCACACCCCGCAUCGUCGCCGGAUCGGAAGAGCAGGGGGGAGAGCCGAGGAGGAAGAAGGCCGAGGAUGUUCCGCAACCAGUACGACACCGAUGUCACCACCUGGAGCCCGCAGGGGCGGCUGUUCCAGGUGGAGUACGCCAUGGAGGCGGUGAAGCAGGGCUCGGCCUGCGUCGGCCUCCGCUCCGCCACCCACGCCGUCCUCGCCGCCGCCAACAAGUCCGCCAACGAGCUCUCCUCCCACCAGCGCAAGGUCUUCCGCGUCGCCGACCACGCCGGGGUCGCGCUCGCCGGCCUCACCGCCGACGGCCGCGUCCUCUCCCGCUUCCUCCGCAACGAGUGCAUCAACCACGCCUUCGUCUACGACGCGCCGCUCCCCGUCUCCAGGCUCGCGCUCCGCCUCGCCGACAAGGCGCAGGUUUGCACACAGCGUUCAUGGAAGAGGCCCUAUGGUGUCGGUCUCCUUGUUGCGGGUCUAGAUGAGUCUGGAGCCCAUCUCUACUACAACUGCCCCAGUGGGAACUACUUUGAGUACCAGGCAUUCGCCAUUGGCUCCCGCUCCCAGGCAGCGAAGACUUACCUCGAACGCAGAUUCGAGAAAUUCAACGCCUACACCCCGGACGAGCUCAUCAAGGAUGCGCUCUCAGCCAUAAAGGAGACCCUCCAAGGUGAGAAGCUGACCAGCUCCAACUGCACCAUUGCCAUUGUCGGCAGAACGGAGGAUGGCACCGUCGAGCCCUUCUCCAUGAUUGACUCCAAGAGGAUCCAGGAAAUCAUCGACUCCAUGGAGGCCGCCGAUGAGGCGCCAGCGGCCGACGCCCCUGCUGAAUCAAGCUCGAUGCAGGAGGACAGGGGCGAUGCGCCUGCGGCAGGGGAUGCCCCAGCAGCGGAUGAGCCGGCAGCACCGGACGCACCGGCGCCCAUGGACAUCUAGGCGUCUUCUGAUGAUCUAUACAUGUCAUGUCCGUCCACCCCCAUUGCCGCAGCGCUAUUCAGAGUUUCAAAAAGACUAGACUGUUGUUUUAGAAAGGUUGCCAUCCAUUGUGUGUACUCUUUGCUUCUGUGCCACUACAGCUUUGUGGUGCCUGCGUCUGGACUGAUUGAUUUUUAUCUAUCAUGUGAUGAUGUCGCGGACAGAAUCGUCUGGUUGGGGGAACAGAUUUACGUUUUAUUUAUCAUAAAAUCCUGCUACCUGUUGGAGUGUU